AUGCUGCGAUUGGUUGCUCUGUUAGGCUUGGUGUCGGCGGUGGCUGCCCGAUUGAGGAUAGACCCGCUUGUUGAUACUCAGCGGGGACUCAUCAGGGGACUGAGGUCCGAAAAUGGAAAGUUCGCGAAGUUUUUGGGCAUACCGUACGCACUAGUUGAUGAGAACAAUCCUUUCGGGCCAUCAGUACCACACCCUGGAUUCGAAGAGACAUUCGAAGCGUACGAUGAUUCCGUAGUUUGUCCUCAAGUUACUAAGGGCGUCGGAGUUGGUAGUCUUCAGUGUUUAAACCUGAACGUUUAUGUCCCAAACACGGCUACAUCGCGCAACAAGCGCCCCGUGAUGAUUUGGAUUCACGGAGGAAGCUUCGCCACCGGCAGUGGGACAGGCAGGGACUUCUCCUACGACGACCUGGUCCGACAUGACGUCAUCGUUGUAUCGGUCAACUACCGACUCGGACCCUACGG
This is a messenger RNA of Bombyx mandarina (wild silkworm), 464 nucleotides long. RefSeq names its product carboxylesterase 3B-like. The record is from RefSeq and is a predicted model, not a curated record. NCBI's taxonomy places the organism in Eukaryota, Metazoa, Arthropoda, Insecta, Lepidoptera, Bombycidae.